AUGGUCUCUUCUGUCCCCAUCCUCAUUGGAACCAACUUCUCCGAAUGGAAAGAGAAAGUUGAGUUCACAUUAGGUGUACUAGAUUUGGACUUGGCACUACGUGAAGAAGAGCCUAGCCAACUCACUAAUGAUAGUACUGAGGAAGAAAAGGCUUUCCAUAAAGCGUGGGAGAACGCUAACAGAUUGAGCAUCAUGUUCUUAAGGAUGACAAUAGCUAGCAACAUCAAAACUUCCCUUCCAGUUGCAGAGAAAGUUAAGGCUUAUCUAGCGGCUAUAAAAGAACGGUUUAAGACUGCAGACAAAUUCCUUGCUGGAAAACUUAUGGCAGAUCUUACAACCAUGAAACAUGAUGGCACAAGGUCUAUGCAUGAACAUUGCAUUGAAAUGACCAAUCUUGCGGCUAAGCUAAAGGGUUUAGGAAUGAGUGUGGAUGAUUCAUUUCUUGUCCAGUUUAUCCUAAACUCUUUACCUCCUCAGUAUGGACCAUUCCAAAUCAAUUACAACGCCAUUGUUGAAAAGUGGACGUCGAUUGAAUUGGCUAACAAACUGGUCUAA
Molecule: messenger RNA, 555 nt
Organism: Brassica napus (rape)
Lineage: Eukaryota; Viridiplantae; Streptophyta; Magnoliopsida; Brassicales; Brassicaceae
Exons: 1
Coding region: 1-555 (184 amino acids)
Source: RefSeq, a predicted model, not a curated record